AUGUCGCAGAUGCGGGAAAUGUAUCGCAUAUGCGAUUUUGGUAAUUUAAGUGAGGACCGUAGAUGCGGUGGUCUUGACUGCAGAUGCGAUACCGCGGAAGCGGAAUUUGGGCCGCAGAUGCGGAAAUUUGCUGGCUCGGAGGGAUGUUUAGAAAAAUUUCAUUCAGAUUUUACUUGUGCAUUACAUCUGUGUAUUCUCAACUUGAAGGAUACAUGCAAAGAGGAGGUAUCUGUCAAGUUAGAGGAUGAAGUAUUUCUUGAUGCAAAAAAUGGGGAUGUCUCUCUUUUAUCUGAAUCCAUGGCGAAGGAAGAGGAAAACUUGAUGAAAGCACGUGUAAAGGAGGAAGAAGUAAAUGAGCCCAAAGAGGCCCCCAACUUGAAUGACCUUCAAUUUAGUAAGUUGGACGAGCUUCUUACACAGACCCAGCUUUAUUCAGAGUUCCUGCUGGAGAAGAUGGAUAACAUCACAGUGCAAAAUGGAGUGGAAGAUGAAGAAGAAAGUGGUAACGACAAGAAGAGGGGUCGUGGCACAAAAAGAAAGGCGUCCACAAGUUAUAAUAAUGUAUUNGAAGGGUCAUUCCGUGCCAUGUUUUGA
Nicotiana attenuata is the source of this 594-nucleotide messenger RNA. RefSeq names its product ATP-dependent DNA helicase DDM1-like. Bases 1 to 594 code for a protein of 197 amino acids. The transcript has 3 exons. The record is from RefSeq and is a predicted model, not a curated record. NCBI's taxonomy places the organism in Eukaryota, Viridiplantae, Streptophyta, Magnoliopsida, Solanales, Solanaceae.